This is a messenger RNA of Phymastichus coffea, 1272 nucleotides long. RefSeq names its product glutamic acid-rich protein-like. Bases 1 to 1272 code for a protein of 423 amino acids. The transcript has 5 exons. The record is from RefSeq and is a predicted model, not a curated record. NCBI's taxonomy places the organism in Eukaryota, Metazoa, Arthropoda, Insecta, Hymenoptera, Eulophidae.
AUGGAAGGUGAUAGUGGCAUGUCAGAUGUUGGCGAGACAACAGCUCAUGCUGCUGUUAGGUUUUAUGCUGAUAAUGCAGAAGUAAAAUUUCUCCCGGUGACUCAUAUCCAACACUAUGAUCCAAAAGAAAAAAAGUUUCCCUAUGAUGCUAAGGUGAAAAGUGGAAAGGGUGCUGAAGGCCAAGAUAUGUUUGAACCAGCAGUAAUUCUGGAAAUCGCUGCAGAUAAGGAAACGUUACAAGCUAAAAAAAGAAGAUGGCCUAAGCCAAAUAAGAGACUCAGCACUGUUCUCCACGAGUUAGCUCAGAAGCACCAGGAUCAAGAAGUUAAUGGAAAGGAAAAGGCAAAAGGGAAAGGAAAAGCUAAAAAAGGGAUAUUCUCAACGACGUCAUCAAAUAAGGACCAAAUGCUGCCCUCUCCACUCUCAGUAGCAGAUGCAGAAACAGCUAUGGGCAGCAAAUUAAAAAUGCUGCAAAGUAAUUUAGAAUUUAAUGAAGCUACCACAACUAAAGAAUUUGAGAAAGACAAACGUAUAAUGGAAUUAGAAGAGCAAUUAAAAGCACUUCAAAAAAAAAUGCAAGGACAGUCAAAUAAUUCUUCGAAUUAUAGCCCUAGUACUUCAGCUUCCCCUAGCAUGAAUGAUAUUUAUACCCCACAAUCUGCACGUUACUCAAGGACAAAUCCUCUAUUACCAUGCAAUAUUAUCCUUAAAGAUGUACUGGAUACUUCCUAUAGCUCAAACGUGAAUUUUCGUUUAUCUCCAGCAAAUAAAGUAUCAACUAGCAAAGCAUUAGAAAGCAGACCAUCCACAAGUGGAAUACAAAAACAUUCACAAAAGAGAGCAGUUGCCGAGAAAAGAAGAAAUAUCAGGAAGGAGCCAGAUAAGAAACCAAAGAAUAAAAAGUACAAAAAAAAACUAAAAAGUGUCCUAUACGAUUCAGACGACUAUAUUCAGUCAGAUUGCGAAAUAAAGAGGCGGAGACUCACCACCUGGGAAGAGGAAGCGACGGAAGACAAACCAGCGAAAAAACGCGCUAUUAUACAGCAAUUUGGAAGGAAACUUGGUACUAUAAUUGCUCAAGAAAGGCAAACUUAUUCUACUUGCUCUGACGAGCUUCGCGAAGAAAAAUAUAAUAAAAAUGUAAAUGAAUCUGAUGAUAAUGAGGAUGAGGAUGAGGAUGAGAAUCAUGAUGAAGAUCAGAAUGAGGACGACGAAGAGAAUAACGAUAAUGGUGAUUCUGAGAUUAAUGAAGAUGAUCUGGAAUAUGAUUGA